AUGGGCACCAUCCCACUGGAGAAGGACCUGCGGGUCUCUCUACUGGACUAUGACCUGCUGCCACCCGACCAGGAGAUUGGCACCACCACCAUCGACCUGGAGAACCGCCUGCUCUCCCGCUUCCGUGCCCACUGCGGGUUGCCCACCCUCUACCGCACGUGGAUUCUGUGCCAUGGGUACGAUGAGCUUGGCCUUGCAGAGAGUGGCCCCCCCACCUACGGGCACCCCGGGGCGCCCCGCGAGCGCCUGGCCCUGCACGUGCUCCACGCGUGUCACCUCGUCCCCGAGCACCUCGAGACACGCACCCUCUACAACAGCACCCAGCCCGGGCUGCAGCAGGGCAAGGUGCAGAUGUGGGUCGACAUCUUCCCCACCAGCUUGGGACCUCCUGGCCCCCCCGUCAACAUCACCCCCCGCAAGCCCCAGAGGUACGAGCUGCGCUGCGUGGUCUGGAACACGCGGGACGUGGACCUGAGGGACGUCAACAUGUUGGGACGACGCAUGAGCGACAUCUACGUCAUGGGGUGGCUGGAUGGGCUGGAGGAGCAACGGCAGAAGACGGACAUCCAUUACCGCUCGCUGCACGGGGACGGGGCCUUCAACUGGCGGUUCGUCUUCUCCUUCCAGUACCUGGAGACCGAGCAGCUCUGCGUCCUGCCCCGCAAGGAACAUUUCUGGAGCCUGGAUGAGACGGUGCUGAAGGUGCCCCCCAAACUCAUCCUCCAAGUGUGGGACAAUGACAAGUUUUCGGCUGAUGAUUUUCUGGGGGUCUUGGAGCUGGAGCUCACCAAACUGCCACAGCCAGCCCGGAACCCCCAAAACUGCACCCCAAAAGCACAGGGGACCCCCCCAUGGCCUUGGCUGUGUUGGGGGGCACGAGACCCCCCCCGGUUGUCCCUUUUCCGACAGAGAAGGGUGAGGGGAUGGUGGCCCUGCACGGUGCAGGAGGGGGGCGAGCGGCGCCUCUCGGGCAAACUGGAGCUGAGCCUGGAGCUGCUGAAGGAGAAGGAGGCAGAAGAGCGGCCGGUGGGGAAGGGUCGGGAGGACCCCAAUAUGUACCCGACCCUCCCGGCACCCGUGAGACCAGAGUGGUCCUUCCUGUGGUUCCAAGCCCCCCUACGGACCCUGUCCCAUGGUCUUUGGAGACACUCCCGCCGCCGCCUCAGCCUGGGGCUGGCCCUGCUGCUGCUCCUCCUCCUCCUCUUCACCUUCAUCUACGCAGCCCCGGGGGGAAGGGACGGUGGCCGUGAGGAGGGGGUGAGAAAACUGCAGAGAAAUAAUUGA
Calidris pugnax (ruff) is the source of this 1284-nucleotide messenger RNA. RefSeq names its product myoferlin-like. The record is from RefSeq and is a predicted model, not a curated record. Gene Ontology annotation, biological process: T-tubule organization; macrophage activation involved in immune response; monocyte activation involved in immune response. Gene Ontology annotation, cellular component: cytoplasmic vesicle; T-tubule. The transcript is spliced from 10 exons. Gene Ontology annotation, molecular function: calcium-dependent phospholipid binding; calcium ion binding. Lineage: Eukaryota; Metazoa; Chordata; Aves; Charadriiformes; Scolopacidae. Bases 1 to 1284 code for a protein of 427 amino acids.